CCGUGGAGGAUGCGGGCUGUGUAGAAAUUCGUCCCUGUCGCGGUCUGGAGUGGGGUCCCGAGCCGGGGAGUGAGGCGGCGGGGGGCUGUCGGUGACCCAUGACUGAGCUCCGAGCCCCUGGCCGGUGAAGGCGCCGUGUAGGUGCUCCAGUUGUUCUGCAGUUGAGCCGGAAGAAAGGGGCCAAGUGGAGAAAUCCAGGGUCUUUACCGGUCGUCCCCUCAGGUCACCCGCUUUUUCCCGCCCUGUGUCGGGGCUCUUUGAACGUCGUGGUUUCCCUUGAGCUCUCGUUCUGUGCUCUGCUGGUGAAUGUGGCCUCAGCGAACGUCAACUGUAUAAACGGAUGAAAAAAGUCACGGGAAGGGAGAGUGGGCCUGAGAGGACCCGGAGACUGCUGCCUCUAGGAAAUGAGAGAAAAUGUGAAACCAGUUGGGGUUGUUAAUGGAAAAUGUGAACACUGGUUUUAGAGUUUGAAACGCAUAUCCUGAGCUUAAUCCAGGAAACUGUUAAAUUCAGGUAAGGAUGACAUUUGAUGAUGUGGCCUUGUAUUUUUCGGAGCAAGAGUGGGAGAUCCUGGAGAAGUGGCAGAAGGAAAUGUAUCAGCAAGUGAUGAAGACCAAUUAUGAGACUCUUGAUUCCCUGGGUGGCGUUUUUUCCAAGCCAGAUUUGAUCUCCUGGAUAGAACAAGGGAGAAUGCUGUUAAUCAGAGACCAGGGACCGUUGGAGAAAAACAUGACACUUAGCCCUUCUACUGAUGAGCAGUGGGACUUGCAGAAGACUGGAAAGUUGGCAUAUUUUGGUGACCAAGGAACUCUCAGGGCAAAAGAGGAGGAAGGCCAUUUAAAUGGUCUCCUAAAGCAGGGUUCAUGUGCUACCUUACCAGGGGAGGAAAGAAAGAUCUUAUCAGAUCAAAGAGCCGCCUUACAGCAUCCAAGUCUCCAAGAAAUAGGGAUUGUACAUAAAAACCUCGACCUUAGAGCAUCUAAUCAGGAUAAGAGCAAUCCAUGGCAUAAGCUGGUAGAUACUCCAGGUCACUUGGAAAUUCCACCAGGACCAAGAUUUUAUUCCUGCUUUGUCUGUGGGAAGGUCUUUCAGCUAAAGAGGGACUUGGUAAAGCACAAAAGAAACCACGCUAAGAGCCAGCCCUGUAAAUAUUCAAAGCACAAAAACAAAUCCAGAGGGAACCCUGAACUCAGGUGGAACCGGAUGAUCCUGUGUAAGAAGAAGCGUUUCCAGUGUGGCAAGUGUGAGAAGAGCUACUAUCUCAAAUGCAGCCUGAUCACUCACCACCAGGUUGUUCACACGGGGCAGCGGCCCUUUCCGUGCCCUGAAUGUGACAAGACCUUCCAGUGUAAAGCCACAUUGAAGAAGCAUCUGUGUUUGCACAAAAGGGAGAAACCAUUUUCCUGUGAGCAGUGUGGCAAGGGUUUCACCAAGCAAUGCAAGCUCACUGAGCACCUCAGGGUGCACACUGGGGAGAAGCCUUUCCAAUGUCCAGAGUGCAACAGAAGCUUCCGCCAGCAGAGGAGUUUGAAGGCCCAUCUUUGCCAACACAAUGAGAAGAAGCCCUUCCAUUGUCCAGAAUGUGGCAGAAGCUUCUCCCGGAAGGCUGCCGUGAAGGCCCACCAGAGGAUACACAGUGGAGAGAAGCCGUUUUCUUGUGACGAAUGUGGUAGGAAAUUCACACACAAGACGAAACUCACUGAACAUAUCAGAGUUCAUACGGGAGAGAAGCCUUUCCAGUGUCCCGAGUGUAAGAAAAGUUUCCGCCUAAAGAGGAGCCUAAAAGCCCAUCUGUUUCAGCACGGUGGGAAGAAACCCUUCCAGUGUCCAGAGUGUGACAGGAGCUUCUCUUGGAAGAAUGCCAUGAAGGCCCACCAGCGUUUACAUAGUGAGGAGAAGCCAUUCUCCUGUGGGGAGUGUGGCAAGAGGUUCACCCGGCCCUCUAAGCUCACUCGCCAUAGCAGAGUCCACAACAGGCAAAAGGAAUUCUCCUGUGACGAGUGCAAAAAGACCUUUCCUCGGCAGUCGAGGCUCACGGAGCACCUCAAGGUCCACACCAAAGAAAAGCCAUUCUCCUGUUCUGAGUGCAGCCGGAGCUUCAGCCGACACUCGCACCUCACUGAGCACAUGAGACUUCACAGUGGGGAGGAGCCUUUCCAGUGUCCUGAGUGUGACAAGAGCUUUUUCUGGAAGGCCUCCAUGAAAUUCCACCAGCGGAUACACAGGGGCGAGAAGCCCUUUGCAUGUGGCGAGUGUGGUAAGACCUAUACUCAGCAGUCUCAGCUCACUGAACAUAAGAGAAUCCACAGUGGAGAGAAACCCUUCCAGUGUCCUGAGUGCAAUAAAAGUUUCCGUCUCAAAGGAAAUUUGAAGAGCCACCUGCUCCAGCACAGUGACAAAAAGCCAUUCUCCUGUGUUAAAUGUGGCAAAAGUUUCACUCAGCAGUACAGGCUCACUGAACACAUUCGAGUCCAUAGUGGUGAGAAGCCCUUCCAGUGUCCCGAGUGUGACAAGAGCUACUGCAUAAGGGGAAGUUUGAAGGUCCACUUGCAUACGCAUAGUGGAGAGAAGCCCUUCAGGUGCUCUGAAUGUGGCAAGGGGUUCCUCCAGAAGAGAAGUUUGAAGACCCAUCUGCACCAUCACAGAGGGGAGAGGCCUUUUUCUUGUGGUGAGUGUGGAAGGAGCUUUACGUACAUGGGGGCACUCAACACCCAUGUUGCGGUACAUGCCAGGGAAAAGCCCUUCAGUGUCUAGGUCAAGCCGCGCAGAAAGGAAGCGGCGACAGCUUUUAGGCGGAGCUAGCAGCUCUUGGAUCCAUGGCAUAAGCUGGAUAAGGAAUUCACAAAACGCUGACCUCAGAUACACUGGCCUGCUGCAGAGCAGGCAGGGCGGCAUGAUGGCUCCUUCACGAAGAUUCCAAAUAAUCCAGACAUGGGGCGCCUGGGUGGCUCAGUCGGUUAAGCGACUGCC
Messenger RNA from Leptonychotes weddellii (Weddell seal), 2970 nucleotides. Lineage: Eukaryota; Metazoa; Chordata; Mammalia; Carnivora; Phocidae. The record is from RefSeq and is a predicted model, not a curated record.